This is a messenger RNA of Geodia barretti, 1761 nucleotides long. Lineage: Eukaryota; Metazoa; Porifera; Demospongiae; Tetractinellida; Geodiidae. The record is from the annotation of a GenBank genome assembly.
AUGGCAGUUUUUGCCCUUGAACAAGUGUCGCUGGCCUUCGACCGCGUGCCGUUACUGGACGAGGCGGCGCUGCAAGUCGAAUCCGGUGAGCGGCUCGCCUUGGUGGGACGCAACGGCAGCGGUAAAUCCACGCUCCUCAAGCUGCUGGCCGGCGAUUUGCUGCCCGAUGCCGGCACGGUGCACCGCGCCCAUGCGCUGCGCCUGGCGCUCGUGCCGCAGGAGCCGGUGCUUGAUCCCGAUCACACCGUCGAGCAGGCGCUCACCAAUGCCCUGGGCGCGGUGGGUGAAGUCGUCGCCGAUUAUCACCACGCCACUGCCCAACUGACCGUCGCGCAGGGCGCCGAGGCCACGGCGUUGAUGACGCGCCUGCACACCCUGCAGACGGAACUGGAGCGCCAGGACGGCUGGCGCCUGCACACGCAGGUGGAGACCGUGCUGUCACGGCUGCAACUCGAUCCCACCGCACGGGUUGGCGCGCUUUCCAGCGGCUGGCAGCGCCGGGUGGCCCUGGCACAGGCCCUGGUCGGCGAUCCCGAAUUGCUGCUCCUGGACGAGCCGACCAACCAUCUCGACAUCGGCUCCAUCGAGUGGCUCGAAUCCUACCUGCUGAGCUUCCCCGGCACGCUCGUUUUCGUCACCCACGACCGCGUCUUCCUCGACCGCCUGGCCACCGGCAUCGUCGAGUUGGACCGCGGGCGGCUGCGGCGCUUCCACGCAAACUGGACGGCCUACCGCGAGCACAAAAACGCCCUGUUGGCCGUUGAGGACACCGAAGCCGCGCAGUUCGACAAGCGCUUGGCGGAGGAGGAAGUCUGGAUACGCCAAGGCGUACGCGCCCGCCGCACGCGUAACGAAGGCCGCGUGCGCCGCCUGAUGGCCAUGCGCGAAGGCCGGAGCGCACGCCGCGAGGUGGCGGGGCAGGUCAGUUUCACCCUGAGCAGCGGCGCGCGCUCCGGCCAGAUGGUCGUCGACGCCGAGGGCAUCAGCAAAACUUUCGACGACUAUGGGGUGCUGCGCGAUUUCUCGGCCCGCAUCAUGCGCGGCGACCGCAUCGGCCUGGUCGGGCCGAACGGCAUCGGCAAAUCGACGCUGAUCAAAAUCCUCAUGGGCGAACUGCUGCCGGACGCCGGACGCCUGCGCUUCGGCACCAAGCUGUCAAAGGUCUAUUUCGAUCAGCGGCGCGCCCAGUUGGACCCCGAAGCCACCCUGUGGGAAACCCUCUGCCCGCACGGCGGCGAUCAGGUCAUGGUGGCCGGCAAGCCGCAUCACGUGGUCAGUUAUCUGGCGGAUUUCCUGUUCCCACGCCAGAGCAUCCGGGCGCCGGUCAAGACCCUGUCCGGCGGCGAGCGCAACCGCCUGCUGCUGGCGCGGCUGUUCACGCAACCGGCCAAUCUCCUGGUCCUGGAUGAGCCGACGAACGAUCUCGACACGGAGACGCUGGAACUGUUGGAGGGAUUGCUGGCGGAGUACGACGGCACCCUGCUGCUGGCAUCCCACGAUCGCGCCUUUCUGGACGGCGUGGUGACGUCGAUUUAUGCCUUCGAGGGCAAGGGGCGGGUGCGGGAGUAUGUCGGGGGAUACAGCGAUUGGCAGCAGGGCUUUGCAAGCGCCGCCCACGGCCAAACGGCGUCCGGCGGCGGCCUCAACCAAGCAGCCUCGACGACGAGCGCUGGCCUACAAGGAGCAACGCGAGCUCGAAGGGCUGCCGGAAUCCAUCGAAACCCUGGAAAACGAGCAGACGAUCCUGCACGCCCAGCUUGA